GAGGGGAAAUAAGGUCAUCAAAAUGCCAGCCGGCCUCUGUGGUACAUGGGAAAUCAUCAGCAAUGUCAACUUCGAGGGCUACAUGACUGCAAUGGGUAUCAGCCAAUGCUUACGAAAGAUUGCUCUGAAGUUGAAGCUGAAGAAGGUGAUUGAGCAGCGUGGGGACAAGUACAUCAUCAAAACGGUCAGCAGCUUCAGAAACUACACCGUCUCCUUUAGAGAGGGUCAGGAGUUUGAGGAGUUUACCAAGGGACUGGACAACAGACAUGUCAAGUCACUGGUGACGUGGGAGGGAAAUAAACUGGUGUGUGAACAGACUGGAGAGAAGAAGAACCGAGGCUGGGCUCACUGGAUUGAGGAGGACAAGCUGUAUCUGGAGCUGUACUGUGAAGGAGAAGUCUGCAAGCAGGUUUUCAAGAAGAAUGUGAACGAGUGA
Anoplopoma fimbria (sablefish) is the source of this 436-nucleotide messenger RNA. RefSeq names its product retinol binding protein 7a, cellular (gene rbp7a). Gene Ontology annotation, cellular component: cytosol; nucleus. Gene Ontology annotation, biological process: fatty acid transport. The record is from RefSeq and is a predicted model, not a curated record. The transcript is spliced from 4 exons. NCBI's taxonomy places the organism in Eukaryota, Metazoa, Chordata, Actinopteri, Perciformes, Anoplopomatidae. The coding region runs from base 23 to 436 and encodes 137 amino acids. Gene Ontology annotation, molecular function: fatty acid binding.